Messenger RNA from Ambispora leptoticha, 456 nucleotides. The record is from the annotation of a GenBank genome assembly. Lineage: Eukaryota; Fungi; Glomeromycota; Glomeromycetes; Archaeosporales; Ambisporaceae.
AUGUCUGGUGCAGGGCGUCACGACGAAAAAUCAGUUUCCAAUACCGGGGACGAAGAUACCUCUGCUUCAACUUCUACCACAACCACGCCACCGCCAAUCACCAUCACCCAAUACAACUACAUUCCUCCCUUGAACUUGAACACGGUCACAAAACCGUUCAAAAACCCACACUACAAAGCACCCAAAAAAGCGAAAAAUCUUAAACAGAUUUUGGCUGCUGAACGGUUAUUGAAUAUACCAAUGGAUAUCCCAACUUAUUCGAAUAUCGAAGCACCCCCUUCGCUGCAUCCGCAAAAGAAGUAUUGUGACAUUACAGGAUUGGAGGCGAAAUAUACUGAUCCGAAAACCAGGCUCCGGUAUCAUUCUUCGGAAGUCUAUAAAGAAAUAAAACAAAUGAGCCCGGGCGUCGUGCAAGAUUAUCUUGGUGUGAGAAAUGCAGCGGUGGUGUUGCGAUAA